CAUGCGCAAUAGGGAAUACUUCCUGUUUUGAUUUGAAAGGGGCAAAUUCGAAUUUUGAAGAGUUCUUUGGAUGAUGUAACUUCAUGAAAUAAAAUGGGAAAUGUGACAUCAUCUGUGCGUGGCUACCUGGGCUAUGCACCAGAAGCCAGUCCAGCAGAUCUAGUGGACACCAGUCCUAGUGACACAGAGGAUGAGGAGGAGAGGGAAGAAGUGACUUCUGAUGAUGUGCAUUUAGAGCCUGUGGAAGGCAUUUCUUCUGGAGAUCAACCAAAUAAUACUCAGGCAGCUAAGCAGCUAGAAGGUAAAUGCCCUAAUGAAGGUCUGGUAUGGGACAUUGAUAUCACUGACUUCAACAAACCAGCCACACAGAAUACAAAAGGGAAAAAGAAGAAAAAGAAAGCUCAGGAUGCACAAACAAAUGAGUCUGCCCCAACCAAGAAGCACCUUAGUAAGAUAGCCCAGGCAAAGUUAAUCAACAAGGGCAUUCCAUACACACCCCCCUCCAACCAGGCCACAAGUGAAUUGAUGGGUCAGAGAAAAGUCUUAGAUCUGAAAAGAUGGUACUGUAUGAGUCGACCCCAGUACAAGACAUCGUGUGGCCUGUCUUCUGUGGUCUCCUGUUGGAACUACCUGUUUAGCAAGCUGGGAGUUGGAAAUCUCCGUCCUAUCACCCAAGAAGAGGCUCUAGUCAUCCUGGGGUUCCAUGGCCCAGACUUCUCUGCCAUACGAUUUGGACCGUUCACUGGCAAUGCUACACUCAUGAGGUGGUUUAGACAAAUAAAUGACCAUUUCAAAGUCAGAGGAAGAACAUACUACCUAUACAAACCCAAUGGGCUCAACAAAACCUAUGGAGUUACAUCAGAAAGUGCCUUGAAGUCUUUAAAAGCUGGUCUUGCUGGGGACGAAACUUGUUUCAUAUAUCACUGCCAGAACCAUUAUUUCUGUCCCAUUGGGUAUGAGGAUGUUCCACUGUUAGCCUGUGAUGCCUACAGGUGUCCCUUAUCCCAAGAAGAGGUAGAAACAUGGAUCCUGAUUGGAGACCCGAGUAGAAAACACCCAGGGAUGCACUGUAAAAAAUGGGAAGAUGUCUCAACAGACCUGAACUGCCAAAACCCAGACUACAUGGACAUCAGGCGUCUGGAGAAGGGGAUGAUGAAGAGGAAUACCAAGAAGGUUGGCGGAAACCUCCACUGCAUCAUGGCAUUUCAAAGAAGCCACUACAAAGGCAUUAAAGACAUCAGAGAUUCCUUGGAAGUUGGGGCUGGGGGAGAGAACAAUAGGAAUGAACCAGCUUCACAGUCUGUUAUAUGUAAUAAGCGGGUGAUGAAAGUUAUUGAGAGCGAGGAAGUGCCUUCGUCUAAUUCUGAAUCUGAGUGUAUGUCAGAAUCUGAGGACUCCAGUGAUUAGAAAAAUGCUUGGUAUUAGAAAACAGAGUUGGGAGUGUGUGCGUGUGUGUGAUUUAGUAAAACCAAUAUCAGAGAACUUUACUCUUGACUGUUACGCAGAGUUUAGAAUAAAAAAGUUGAUUGAUCAAAUGCAUGUGGAAUGCACAAUGGCAUAGAUUUUUAAAACAGAAUAAUGGUUGUUGCAAUUAGGCUCUCAUAGAUGCACAGGCAUUUUUAUAUAAUUUAUUGCAUCGCUCUCAAAAAAUUGUGUUUCUAUUUACUUCAUAUAUAUCGUAAAAGACUUUAACACAGCAAAGAUUUUUUCCUUUGUUUUAUUGUAUGUUUGUACAAAUUUGCACAUUGUGCAACAUUUGUUUAAAAUUUUAUAAUUAUUUAUUUGAAAAAAAAUUUUGUUCAAAUUGUGUCAACUUUUUAAAGUUGAAAAACUUUCCGUCCAACUUAACAGGGAACUUUGAAUAAAUCAUGCAUUUGUAUUGUUACAUCAACUUACAUGUAAAUAUAU
Molecule: messenger RNA, 1908 nt
Organism: Lingula anatina
Lineage: Eukaryota; Metazoa; Brachiopoda; Lingulata; Lingulida; Lingulidae
Product: basic immunoglobulin-like variable motif-containing protein
Source: RefSeq, a predicted model, not a curated record